GAUCCGAUUCACCAUCUCCCUCUCCCCUAAUUUUCUCCCGUUCCGACCCCUUUCGAAGCUCUCGAGGGUUUCAGAUCUACGGCCCUCGUCCCUCUCCCCUCCCCCGAAACCCUAGUCGCUGCGCUCUAGGGGGAGCUUCGAUCCGGGUCGCCAUGGCGGCGGCGAACGCUCCGAUCACCAUGCGCGAGGCGCUUACGCUUCCGAGCCUCGGUAUAAAUCCCCAAUUCAUUACUUUCACGCACGUCACUAUGGAAUCGGAGAAGUAUAUUUGCGUCAGGGAGACCUCACCGCAGAAUAGUGUAGUUAUCAUUGAUAUGUCUAUGCCGAUGCAGCCGCUGAGGAGACCGAUCACAGCGGAUUCGGCUUUGAUGAAUCCGAAUAGCAGAAUUCUUGCUCUUAAAGCUCAAGUACCUGGAACUGUUCAAGAUCAUCUACAAAUAUUUAAUAUUGAAAUGAAGACUAAAAUGAAAUCUCAUCAAAUGCCUGAGCAGGUUGUAUUUUGGAAGUGGAUCACCCCAAAGAUGUUGGGGCUGGUUACACAAACCUCCGUGUAUCACUGGUCAAUUGAAGGUGAUUCGGAGCCUGUCAAAAUGUUCGAUCGGACUGCUAACCUGGCAAAUAAUCAGAUCAUUAACUACCGGUGUGAUCCCACGGAAAAAUGGCUAGUUUUGAUUGGAAUUGCUCCUGGUGCUCCAGAGAGACCUCAACUAGUGAAGGGUAGCAUGCAACUUUUUUCUGUUGACCAACAACGUAGCCAGGCACUCGAAGCUCAUGCUGCAUCCUUUGCAACAUUUAAGGUUGCUGGCAAUGAAAACCCGUCCAUUCUUAUUUGUUUUGCGUCAAAAACCAUGAAUGCCGGUCAGAUUACUUCAAAGUUGCAUGUCAUUGAACUUGGUGCCCAGCCAGGGAAGCCUGGGUUUACGAAGAAGCAAGCAGAUCUGUUCUUCCCUCCGGAUUUUGCCGAUGACUUUCCUGUGGCAAUGCAGAUCUCACAGAAAUACAGUUUGAUCUACGUGAUCACAAAACUUGGUCUUUUGUUUGUCUAUGAUUUGGAAGCUGCUACAGCGGUUUACAGAAACCGAAUCAGUCCUGAUCCUAUAUUUCUGACAGCUGAGUCUGCAGCUAAUGGUGGCUUUUAUGCUAUUAAUAGGAGAGGACAGGUUCUGCUUGCUACCGUUAAUGAAGCAACUAUUGUCCCGUUUGUCAGUGGUCAGUUGAACAAUCUGGAGCUUGCUGUGAAUCUCGCUAAACGAGCAAAUCUUCCUGGGGCAGAGAACUUGGUGGUCCAGAGAUUCCAAGAAUUAUUCUCACAGACUAAAUAUAAGGAAGCUGCUGAACUUGCUGCAGAAUCUCCACAAGGCAUCCUUAGAACUCCAGAGACUGUUGCAAAAUUUCAGAGCGUUCCAGUGCAAGCUGGGCAAACACCACCACUGUUGCAGUACUUUGGUACAUUGUUGACAAGAGGGAAGCUCAAUGCAUUUGAGUCCUUAGAGCUAUCUCGUCUGGUUGUGAAUCAGAACAAAAAGAAUCUAUUGGAGAAUUGGUUGGCAGAGGACAAGCUUGAGUGCAGUGAAGAACUUGGGGAUCUUGUCAAGACUGUCGACAAUGAUCUUGCGCUGAAGAUAUAUAUAAAAGCAAGGGCUACUCCAAAAGUUGUCGCUGCUUUUGCUGAACGAAGGGAGUUUGACAAGAUUCUUAUUUACUCCAAGCAGGUUGGAUAUACACCAGAUUAUCUUUUCCUUCUGCAGACAAUUCUGAGAUCAGAUCCUCAGGGGGCAGUUAAUUUUGCUCUUAUGAUGUCACAAAUGGAGGGUGGUUGUCCGGUGGAUUACAACACAAUCACUGACCUCUUCCUUCAGAGAAACAUGAUCAGAGAGGCAACAGCUUUUCUAUUAGAUGUAUUGAAGCCAAAUCUACCCGAGCAUGCUUUUCUUCAAACCAAAGUUUUGGAGAUCAAUCUGGUGACUUAUCCCAAUGUUGCAGAUGCUAUUUUAGCUAAUGGGAUGUUCAGCCAUUACGAUCGCCCUCGUAUAGCUCAGUUGUGUGAAAAAGCUGGAUUGUAUAUGCGAGCCCUUCAGCACUACAGUGAGUUGCCUGAUAUCAAACGUGUUAUUGUGAAUACUCACGCGAUUGAGCCACAGGCAUUAGUGGAGUUCUUUGGUACUCUUUCGAGGGAAUGGGCAUUAGAGUGCAUGAAAGACCUUUUACUUGUCAACCUGAGAGGAAAUCUCCAAAUCAUAGUUCAGGCUGCCAAAGAAUAUUCUGAGCAACUAGGUGUGGAUGCAUGCAUAAAACUAUUUGAGCAAUUUAAGUCUUAUGAAGGCCUUUACUUCUUUUUGGGUUCAUAUUUGAGUUCCAGUGAAGAUCCAGAUAUACAUUUCAAGUAUAUUGAGGCGGCCGCCAGGACUGGACAAAUUAAAGAAGUUGAACGUGUAACAAGAGAAUCUAAUUUCUAUGACCCGGAGAAAACGAAGAACUUCCUGAUGGAAGCAAAGCUUCCUGAUGCACGUCCUCUGAUAAAUGUCUGUGACCGUUUUGGUUUCGUUCCAGAUUUGACACACUACCUGUAUACAAAUAACAUGCUUCGCUAUAUUGAAGGAUAUGUUCAGAAAGUAAACCCUGGAAAUGCUCCUUUAGUCGUAGGACAAUUAUUGGAUGAUGAGUGCCCUGAAGAUUUUAUCAAAGGUCUUAUUCUUUCUGUACGAUCUCUCCUUCCGGUUGAGCCACUUGUUGAUGAAUGUGAGAAGAGGAAUCGCCUGAGGCUACUCACACAAUUCUUGGAGCAUCUUGUGAGUGAGGGGAGCCAAGAUGUGCACGUUCACAAUGCUCUUGGGAAGAUCAUCAUUGACAGCAACAAUAACCCUGAGCAUUUCCUAACUACUAAUCCUUAUUAUGAUUCGCGUGUGGUCGGUAAAUAUUGUGAAAAGAGGGAUCCGACCCUUGCUGUUGUUGCUUAUAGACGAGGCCAGUGCGAUGACGAGCUUAUCAAUGUUACAAACAAAAAUUCACUGUUCAAGCUUCAGGCAAGAUAUGUUGUGGAAAGAAUGGAUGGUGAUCUUUGGGAGAAAGUUCUUGUUCCAGAAAAUGAAUACAGAAGACAACUCAUUGAUCAAGUUGUUUCUACUGCAUUACCUGAAAGCAAGAGCCCUGAGCAAGUCUCUGCGGCUGUUAAAGCUUUCAUGACAGCUGAUCUUCCACAUGAGCUGAUUGAGCUUCUUGAGAAGAUCGUGCUGCAGAACUCCGCAUUCAGCGGGAACUUCAAUCUGCAGAACCUGCUUAUCUUAACAGCCAUCAAGGCCGACCCAUCUAGGGUUAUGGACUACAUUAAUAGGUUGGACAACUUUGAUGGGCCCGCUGUUGGGGAAGUGGCGGUCGAAGCACAGUUAUAUGAGGAAGCCUUUGCCAUAUUCAAGAAGUUUAACUUAAAUGUUCAGGCUGUAAAUGUCCUCCUGGAUAACAUCCGGAGCAUAGAGAGAGCUGUAGAAUUUGCAUUCCGUGUUGAAGAGGAUGCUGUUUGGAGCCAAGUCGCUAAGGCUCAGUUGCGUGAGGGGUUAGUUAGCGAAGCCAUUGAGUCAUUCAUUCGUGCAGAUGAUACAACACAUUUCCUUGAAGUUAUCCAGGCUGCCGAGGAGGCCAAUGUUUACCAUGAUUUGGUGAAAUACUUACUGAUGGUGAGGCAGAAGGUUAAAGAGCCGAAGGUGGAUGGCGAGCUCAUUUAUGCUUAUGCAAAGAUUGACAGGCUUGGUGAAAUUGAAGAAUUUAUUCUUAUGCCGAAUGUUGCCAAUCUCCAAAAUGUUGGUGACCGGCUGUUUGAUGCUGCCCUUUAUGAAGCUGCUAAGAUCAUAUUUGCAUUCAUUUCUAACUGGGCUAAGCUGGCCAGCACACUGGUUAAGUUGAAGCAGUUCCAGGGUGCCGUUGAUGCUGCUCGCAAAGCGAAUAGCUCAAAGACAUGGAAGGAGGUUUGCUUUGCUUGUGUUGAUGCGGAGGAGUUCCGCUUGGCCCAAAUAUGUGGUUUGAAUAUUAUUGUACAGGUGGAUGACUUGGAAGAAGUCAGUGACUACUACCAGAACAGAGGAUGCUUCAAUGAGCUGAUUUCUCUCAUGGAGAGUGGCCUCGGGUUGGAACGGGCACACAUGGGCAUCUUUACAGAGUUGGGAGUUUUAUAUGCUCGAUAUCGGCCAGAGAAGCUUAUGGAGCACAUCAAACUGUUCUCCACUCGUCUUAACAUUCCUAAACUCAUCCGUGUUUGCGAUGAGCAGCAGCACUGGAAGGAGCUCACCUAUCUCUACAUACAAUAUGAUGAAUUCGACAAUGCAGCAACAACUAUUAUGAACCAUUCUCCGGAUGCCUGGGAUCACAUGCAGUUUAAAGAUGUUGCUGUCAAAGUUGCAAAUGUUGAGCUCUACUACAAGGCGGUGCAUUUCUACCUGCAGGAGCAUCCGGAUCUCAUUAAUGAUCUUCUUAAUGUGCUUGCACUUCGUGUGGACCAUACUCGUGUUGUAGACAUAAUGCGCAAGGCUGGCAAUUUGCAUCUGGUGAAGCCAUACAUGGUUGCAGUUCAAAGUAACAAUGUGGCAGCUGUUAAUGAAGCAUUGAAUGAAAUUUAUGUUGAAGAGGAGGACUAUGAUAGGCUACGUGAGUCAGUUGAUAUGCAUGAUAACUUUGAUCAGAUAGGUCUUGCACAGAAGCUUGAGAAGCAUGAACUCCUUGAAAUGAGGCGGAUUGCUGCAUACAUUUACAAGAAAGCAGGGAGAUGGAAGCAGUCCAUUGCCUUGUCGAAGAAAGAUAACAUGUACAAGGAUGCCAUGGAGACAUGUUCACAGUCUGGUGACCGCGAGCUCUCUGAAGAGUUGCUCAUAUAUUUCAUUGAGCAGGGAAAGAAGGAAUGUUUUGCUUCUUGUCUCUUUAUUUGUUAUGACUUGAUCAGGCCUGAUGUUGCACUUGAGCUUGCGUGGAUGAACAAUAUGAUUGACUUCGCUUUCCCAUACCUCUUACAGUUCAUUCGUGAGUACACUGGCAAAGUAGAUGAGCUUGUCAAGGACAGGAUUGAAGCACAAAAAGAGGUGAAAGCUAAAGAGCAGGAAGAGAAGGAAAUGGUGGCGCAACAGAAUAUGUAUGCACAGCUGCUGCCUCUUGCUCUGCCGGCCCCACCAAUGCCUGGCAUGGGAGGUGGUCCUGCCAUGCCCGGAUCAUUUGCAGCCCCCCCUUCAAUGGGUAUGCCGCCCAUGCCGCCAUUCGGCAUGCCGCCAAUGGCAAACUAUUGAGAGACAUUUCUUCUUGGUUGUUUUUCCCUAGAGCAUGAGGAUUCUCUCUCUCUCUCUCUCUCUCUCUCUCUCUCAUAGAUAUAUUAUGAUUAAUUCACUAGCAGUGCUUAUGUAGAGAAGAAAGCUGAUAUUCUUUUUGGAAGCAGGACACUUUUGACUUCCGUAUUGAGCCUGAGGUUUUAGUCUUUUUAUGGUGCGAUCUAGGUUUUUGUAUGAUUUGCGGUGUAGUGCCAUUUUGUAUAGGGGGAACAAAUAUUUGGUAGACUCGUCCUUCGUCUUGGACUUGAGGAAGCCGUGAUCUGCUGCUUCAUUAGGGGGUUUUAUUUUUCGCUUGAAUUCCUUCCAGGUUGUGUAUUGGAUUAGCUUGAUAUUUUUAUAUACUUUAUCCUGCUUGUUUUUAUGUUUU
Molecule: messenger RNA, 5670 nt
Organism: Ananas comosus (pineapple)
Lineage: Eukaryota; Viridiplantae; Streptophyta; Magnoliopsida; Poales; Bromeliaceae
Product: clathrin heavy chain 1
Exons: 30
Coding region: 153-5264 (1703 amino acids)
Biological process (GO): intracellular protein transport; receptor-mediated endocytosis
Cellular component (GO): clathrin coat of trans-Golgi network vesicle; clathrin complex; plasma membrane
Molecular function (GO): clathrin light chain binding; structural molecule activity
Source: RefSeq, a predicted model, not a curated record